AUGUGGCGAUUAUCACAAGAACACGAGUAUCUUUGCAUAGGUGGAGGCAAGAAAGAAGAAGGUACCAUCAGAAUUGGAGAUGUCCAAGUGAACCGAGUGAAGGAUUUCGAGUACCUAGGUUCAACCGUACAAGAAGAUGGGGGCACCGAGCAGGGUAUUGCGAGGAGGAUCCAGUCGGGAUGGAUUAGUUGGAAGAAGAUCACCGGAGUUGAAAGGAAACUAGAGGUGGCAGAGAUGAGGGUGAUGAGAUAUGAAGUCGGAGUAACUAGGCUGGCCAAGAUCAAGAAUGAGACUACUAGAGAAAUACUGGGAAUUGAGCGAUACAGUGAAAAGAUCCGGGAGAGUCGACUCAGUUGGUUCGGGUAUGUGUAUAGGAGGGAUGAAGAGUACGUGGGGAAGAGUUAUGAGUAA
Molecule: messenger RNA, 411 nt
Organism: Penaeus indicus
Lineage: Eukaryota; Metazoa; Arthropoda; Malacostraca; Decapoda; Penaeidae
Exons: 2
Coding region: 1-411 (136 amino acids)
Source: RefSeq, a predicted model, not a curated record